AGUAGCUGGUAGGAGGCUGUUCUCUCCAAUGUGCAGAACCAACUUUUAGCAACGUAGUUACCAGGAAAGACAGAUGGACAAAAUUCAGCAAGUGGAGAAGAAAUCCGGCGUUCCGUUGGAAGUAGCGCUGGAUACAGCAGGAAGUGGUCUGUAUACUUGGUAUGUCGUAAUAACAUCAGGACUGAUUGGCUUCGCUGCUGUGCUGAGCAUCCAAGGUAUGGCAUUCGCGAUGCCUUUGGCAGGCUGCGAACUGGAGCUGUCUUAUACAACCAGGGGAAUAAUGACUUCAAUGGGCUUCAAUGGCAUGCUGGUGUCGGCACAGUUCUUUGGGUUCCUGGCAGAUAAUUUUGGAAGAAAACGAGUUAUGAUGUUCACCCAGGCGGCAACUAUGGUGGUCACUGUGCUAUGGAGCUUUGCUCCAAACACGACAGCUUUGGGCAUUAUACUAUUUUUCAAUGGAAUCUUUUUGACCGGAACAUUUACAUCUGCAUAUGUUUAUGUUGGAGAAUUUUGUCCAUCUGAUACAAGAUCUAAGGGCCUUCUGAUUAUGACAGCAAUGAUGUCAACUUGUAAUAUUUACCUACCAGCUAUGGCAUGGGUAAUUCUUCCAUUAGAUCUGUACAUACCCGUCAUUGGAGAUUUUGUAUUCACAUCAUGGCGUCUUUAUAUCAUACUGAUAACGGUCCCGCUUGCCCUAGCUAUGCUUCUUCUGUCUAAACUACCAGAAACUCCUAAGUUCUUAUAUGUCAUGGGAAAACAUGAAGAGACUCUUGAAAUAAUUAGAACUAUUUAUGCAGUUAACCAGAAAAAAAAUAAGGAUGAAUUUCCGAUAUCAAGUCUAUGUCAGAAUUCUGAAGAUGAAAUCAGUAGCAAAGUUGCAACCGAUGGUAACCAAUUUAUAAACUAUUUUAACAAAAUGAUGAGAGACAUUGCUGUUUUAUUCACAAAGAAAUACGUAUUUUUCACUCUGGUGUCUUGUUUUUUGCUCUUCAGUUUAGUUGGAUCAUGCAACGCCUCAAUUAUGUGGUUCCCACAAGAGACUGGUAGGAUAAUGAAGCACUACCAAUCAAACGAUAUAUUCAAUGUAACACUUUGUGAUCUCAUGGAAGGCAUUGGUUCGGCACAGAGUGACUGCAAUAUAAAUUAUGAUUUCAUGUAUGCUGGCAUCCUUCUUGGAAUAUCUGAAGCUAUCACAUGUGUUAUUGUCGGCCUAUGGGGCUUAAAACUAGACAGAAAAAUAUUAAUAUGUAUCUGUUCAUUUUUAACAGCAGCAAUAUGCUUUCUGACAGUCUUCUUGACAUCACAAUACCUCAUAAUAUUAUGUCUUGCUUCUAUAAUUGUUUUACUGUUCACGAUGUUUCCUGUAAUUAUCAGCAUUGUAGUUGAAUUAUUUCCAACACAAUUAAGAUCGACCGCUGCUUCCCUAACGAUGACCUCCUCAAGAUUGGGUUCUGCAUUGGGUGGUCAGGCAUUAGGAAUUCUAUUCGAUAGCCAUUGCAGAGCGGGUUAUUUUGGAAUGACAGCUUUCGUUACUGUGGCAGGAAUCUUAUGCAUUUUUAUACCGACUGGGCAGAAGAAGAAACAAGAAGUUUAAAAUGUUCUACAACACUAGUCCAAAAAGACUGUAAUGUUUUUAUUAAUUUCUGUAAAUUAUUUAUACAUUUUUUUGCAUUUAUUAUAAUUUUAUAAAAGAGUAUAUUUUAUUAUUACAUU
Nezara viridula (southern green stink bug) is the source of this 1713-nucleotide messenger RNA. The record is from the annotation of a GenBank genome assembly. Lineage: Eukaryota; Metazoa; Arthropoda; Insecta; Hemiptera; Pentatomidae.